UGCGAGCUGUGCGGGGUGGUGUCGCACGCCAGCUGCUGCCGCGCCGUGCCGCACAGCUGCAGGCUGCUGGCGCUGGCAGCCCCGCUGCCGGCUGCUGGGGCUGAGGCGACAGAGGCAGCAGGGGGGGCGGGAGCAGGCCCCCUGCCGCCCCUGCCCCACGACUGGCGGCCGGCGGGCACCACCUUGGACCUGCUGCUGCCGCCCGCGGAUGCGGAGAUGCUGUUGUCCGGCGGCGCCCCCCCGCCCCACGACCCCACCUCCCCCACCCCCACCCCCACCCCCUCCUCCUCCUCCCCCCCGCACGGCCCCCCCUCGCUGUGCCUCUACUGCGGCGCCCCCUGCGAGGUGGGGCUGCUGGCGGUGGAGCCGGUGUGGAGGUGCGCGGGGUGCAGGCGUUUCGCGCACGUGAUGUGUUGGUGCUCGCUGCACCCCGGAGCGCUGUCGGCGGGCACUCGGGCG
Molecule: messenger RNA, 459 nt
Organism: Astrephomene gubernaculifera
Lineage: Eukaryota; Viridiplantae; Chlorophyta; Chlorophyceae; Chlamydomonadales; Astrephomenaceae
Source: the annotation of a GenBank genome assembly